AUAAAGGAAAAAAAACUUCUUGUAAAUUUGUGAUAAAUCCUACAAUUAUAUAUGACACGAUAUGGACAUUUCACCAUUAAUAUUAUUAUGGUUAUUUAUAAUAUUUUGGUCAAUUUAUAAUUUAAUACGUUCAUUAUUAACAAUUGAAUAUCAAAGAAAAUUAUAUAAAAAUUAUGGUUUAACAUUAGGCCUGAUAUCAAUAAUAAUAGAAAAUCAAUCAAUAACUAAAUGGAUUAAUAAUUUAAAAUUUAAUCAACAAAAAUUUCAUUAUUUACAAAUUAUUUAUAAUUAUUAUUUUCGAUUAUCGGUUAUAAUUUCUUAUCUAUUAUUUCCAUAUGCAUUAUAUCAAAUUUCAAAAUCAUUAUUUUAUGCAAAUGAAAUACAACAUUUAUUCAAUCAUUUUUUAUCAUUUAAAUCUACAACUAAAACUAAUUAUAAUGGCAAUAAUAAUAAUAACAACAACAACAACAACAAUCAAUUUAUGGUUAUGUUUCCCGGUUUAACACUUUCAUUGAAUGAUAGUAUUUAUUUUUUCAUUUCAAUUUGUAUUUGUUCAUUAUUACAUGAAUUAGGACAUUCAUUUGCUGCAAAUAGACAUUCAAUUAAAAUUGAUACAUUUGGUUUUCAAUUUAAUUUUUGUCUACCAUUAACAUUUGUAUCAAUACCGAUGGAACAAUAUUUAAAAAAUAAUAAUAUUUUAGCUAAAAUGGAAAUUACUUGUGCUGGUUUUAUGAGUAAUUUUUUAAUUUGUUUAAUAGCAUUAUUUUGUAUUAUUAUAAAUCCAAUGUCAAUAUUUUUUACUUCUAUUAAUAAUGGUUUAUUAAUUACAUCGGUUGAUCAGUCCAUUAUAACUGGUCUAAAUGAAUAUGAUAUUAUAACGAAAAUCAAUAAUGUUCCUAUUAACAAUCAAAAUGAUUUAUUAAUUACAUUGAAUGAAAUAUCUAAAUAUCAAACUGGAUUCUGUAUUGGUAAUGAUUUUAUUGAUCAAUUAUCAUCAUCAUCAUCAUCAUCAUCAAUGUGUAAUUUUGAAAAUUGUUGUAAUGGUUUUGAUCAACAAAAAAAUUUAUGUUUUAUUUACAAAAAACAACAAAUAAUAAUAAUGAAAGAUAAAAUAUCAACAAAAUAUAUCAAAAAUUGUAAUAUUGAUCAACAUCAAUUAUCAUUAAGUAAUGUUUAUCAUUUAAAUGAAACUGAUUGGCAAAAUUAUUAUAAAUUAUGUUUACCUGCCAUUAAAGUAACUAAAAUGAAACCAUUAUUUUCAUUUAUAACCAUUGAUUUUUAUUAUAAUGUUGAAACGUUUUUUCGAUUUUUAUUUAUAAUUUCAAUUACAAUGAUACAAUUUAAUAUAUUACCAUUUUCACCAUUAGAUGGUUAUCAAAUGUUAACAUUAGCAACUGAUUAUAUUGAAACAAAAUUUAAAUUUAAAUCAAAAUUUCGUUUAUUACAUCGUUUAUUACAUUUGUGGUCAGCUAUUAUUAUUUUUAUGUAUAUUUUUCUGUCCAUUUUUAAAAUUUUU
Dermatophagoides pteronyssinus (European house dust mite) is the source of this 1516-nucleotide messenger RNA. It is a transcript of the gene S2P, whose product is annotated as membrane-bound transcription factor site-2 protease. Gene Ontology annotation, cellular component: membrane; cytoplasm. Gene Ontology annotation, molecular function: metalloendopeptidase activity. The record is from RefSeq and is a predicted model, not a curated record. Gene Ontology annotation, biological process: membrane protein intracellular domain proteolysis; regulation of response to endoplasmic reticulum stress. NCBI's taxonomy places the organism in Eukaryota, Metazoa, Arthropoda, Arachnida, Sarcoptiformes, Pyroglyphidae.